AUCGUUGCAUUUUCUUGACCGGUUUGCACGUGUUUAUUUCGCAGCUCCAAGCAAAGUACAAAACAUCCGUCCUGAUCCGGAGAAACAUGAGCCACAAUCAGUAUCACAACAAGCGUUCCGGACGACCGGAUAACCGGCAAAAUAGGGGAGGUCAUCGUGGUCAGUUCAAACAUCGCGGUCAACCUUAUGGCGGAAAGCAGAAGUUCGGAAAUGGGCGCCCAAACAAUCGCGAUCCAAUUGCGUUAUCAAAUCUGAAGGAAGAUGAGGUAUUCAUUACGGAAUAUGUUACCGCUGGCGAAGGGUUCCACGGGAUCUUGAAGUCGAGAUUUUCCGAUUUCCAAGUGAACGAAAUUGACAGCGAUGGAAAGGUGGCCGUUCUCACAGAUCUAGGGCUACCAGCUGCUCCGGUUAGUGAAGAAAAGUCCAAUGUCGAGGUGGAGCAACAGCUAGCGAAGCUAAUCUCGCAGGAGUCUGUCGAUAAGAUUCGGAGUAUAACCGAGUUCAAGGGAAAAUGCACCGAUAUCGUUGAAGUGGACGUAACAGAAAUGUCGAAGGAGGAUCGCGGUACGAUCCACAACAGUGCCAAGACUCUGUUCGGGAAAGCCAUUGUAGGAUCGACUGUGACGAAGGAAGAUAAAAAGUACAUCACAUUUGCUGCGUUCGAUAAGUCGAUGGUAAGGGAUCGGAGGGAGAAAUGGCUUUGGCCUCAUCCGUUCACAUAUUUUAUGCUGUACAAAGAAAAUGUGGACACGAUCCAGGCGACCACUCAGUUGGCCGAAUCGUUGAAAUGUUCUCCUUCGACAUUUGCCUAUGCUGGAACGAAGGAUCGUCGUGCCAAGACUACUCAGUGGAUAAGCGUUAAGCUGUUUGAGCCCAGCAAAAUAGCAGCUGCAGCUGCCAGGAUAAGGCAGCUUUCCGUUGGUAAUUUUUGCUUCAAACCAACAACGCUCAAAUUGGGUCAGUUACGAGGAAACCGGUUCCGCAUAGCAUUACGUCAGGUUUCUGCCGAGGAGGCCGUCAUUCGGAAGUCGCUGGAAAGUUUCCAAGAGAAGGGAUUCAUCAAUUAUUACGGUCUGCAAAGGUUCGGGAAUAGCGCUACGGUGCCAACGUACAAGAUUGGCAUCGAGUUGCUGAAAGGGUGCUGGAAAGAAGCUUGCGAGUUUAUUUUAAUGCCUCGCGAUGGUGACCAUUGGUACAUGAAGUCGUGCCGGCUUGAGUGGGAGAAAACGCACGAUGCCCAAAGUGCGCUGGAUAAGCUCAGCAGCAACAAUAAGAGCAUCGAGCGGCAGAUCCUUGAAUGGUUGGUGUCUCAUAAGAAUGACUACAAAUGUGCCCUGGAGCAGAUACCAAGAAACAUGAGGCUCCUAUAUUACCAUUCGUACCAGAGUCUUAUCUGGAACAGGGUCGCUUCCCGUAGAUUGAAGGAAUUCGGUCACCGUCUCAUUCCAGGCGACCUCGUCUAUGUCGAUAAAGAUGUUGAAGAAGCAGCUGAUGCGAAAAUGGCCGUCAAAGAUGUCGGGCUGGACCUACAAGGCAGUCCAGAAGACGACGAAGAAGAUGGAUCGACUGAAACAUCGGCCUUCAAAAAUCUAGUAAAGCCUCUCACCGAAGCGGACAUUGCAUCUGACCAGUAUACAAUUUUCGACAUUGUUCUGCCACUGCCAGGGCACGACAUUUCAUACCCGGCCAAUGACUGUGGCAAAUGGUACGUGGAAAUAUUGGCCGAAGACGAAUUGUCCUCGGAAAAGCUUAAAGGUAAAUGCAAGAAAGAAUCACUUGGUGGCGCCUAUCGGAAAAUGUUGGUAAAACCGGAAAAUCUCCAGUGGAAGAUGGUCAACUACGAAAACCCAACGGAUGAUCUUAUCGUAUCUGAUUUGGAAGUAUUGAAGGGAAGGAAAGAGCCCGAAGCCAAAGAUGGUGCCAGCAAGAAAGCGCUCAUACUAGACUUCCAGCUACCAAGUUCAGCCUAUGCAACGAUGGCACUACGAGAGAUCCUUAAAGUGGAUACCUCGGCCCUACAUCAGCUAACGUUGCAGCAACAGGAUCAAUCGAAGACUGACCGAACAGAGACCGAAACCAAACCGCAAGAGCAGCAGCCGAUCGAAGCUACUACCGGCACCCAGCCGAUCGAAGUAGAUAAUGGUGCACCACAGCAGGGUACACCUUCUCCAGAAGAUGAAGAACCGGCCGAAAAGAAAGCCAAGCUGGAAUAGAUUAUUUCAGCUGGUGCUUUCCCACGGUGGAAAUGCGGGAUACUGAACCACUUUGUGGACACGAACGGAUCGGGUUAAAUAUGUAUUCACAAAAACCUUGAACGGUUUUUAACAUUUUCAACUUCAGUCUGCGGUCCACAAAUACUAUCGAGGUUUUUUUUUUAUAACAUAACACUACACAAUCACUAAAAUGUAUGAA
Molecule: messenger RNA, 2412 nt
Organism: Ochlerotatus camptorhynchus
Lineage: Eukaryota; Metazoa; Arthropoda; Insecta; Diptera; Culicidae
Gene: Pus7
Product: pseudouridine synthase 7
Exons: 3
Coding region: 87-2213 (708 amino acids)
Biological process (GO): pseudouridine synthesis
Cellular component (GO): nucleus
Molecular function (GO): pseudouridine synthase activity; RNA binding
Source: RefSeq, a predicted model, not a curated record